AUCUCAUCUUCUUCCUCCAUCCGCACUACUGAGAGCGACAAAGCUAGCUCUCUCCAGGGAUCGGAUUCGGAUCACCAUGCCGUCCACCGUGAACUCCGCGUCCCUCGACCAGAACCUUGAGCUCGCCAAGCAAUGCUCGCGAGAGGCCGCCCUCGCAGGGUUCAAGGCAGCAGCUGUCGCGACCGUCGCCUCUGCAGUUCCCACCCUGGUUAGCGUCAGGAUGCUGCCAUGGGCCAAGGCCAACAUCAACCCCGCUGGCCAGGCCCUCAUCGUCUCCACAGUUGCUGGCAUGGCGUACUUCAUCGCGGCGGACAAGAAGAUCCUCUCGCUGGCGAGGCAGCACUCGUACGAGAACGCGCCGGAGCACCUCAAGGACACCUCCUUCCAGGGCACCGGCCGUCCGCACCCAGGGUUCUUCAGGCCUUGAGCGAGAGACCAUCAAACUACCGCCCUAGCUAGCUGGACGCACUAGUUCGUCAGCGGCCGCCGAUUCAUGUCGUCCAAGAUCAUAUCAACUACUGCUAGCAUAUAUAUAGUGUACUAGCUAGUAGUAGGCACCGGCGAUCCGUGCAUGCAUGUGCUCGGAGAAACUGUAAUGGCUUAGUGCUCUGCUCCAGUUUACUGUAUCUACCUUCCAUUAUCAUAUAAUAAUAUCAUCCUCCUGUUUAA
Messenger RNA from Zea mays, 669 nucleotides. RefSeq lists its product as uncharacterized. The record is from RefSeq and is marked provisional. NCBI's taxonomy places the organism in Eukaryota, Viridiplantae, Streptophyta, Magnoliopsida, Poales, Poaceae.